CGGCGUUUACUACUACAACUACUGGUGCUACCACUACUAGUACCAAAACUACUACAACUCACGAGUACAAAAUAAAUAAUAAAGAAGACUUACGUGAACUUAAACUAAUAGACAGUAUAAUGAUGGAGGAGCCGUGUGCACACGCUGGUGGCCAAUGCGUUUUGGCUUCAGACUGUCCAGCUGGGCUCCUGGCAGAGACAGCAGGACUGUGCCCUAACCAGCAGCCUAGGGGAGUUGAAUGCUGUUAUGGCAUGUCGGUCAAAGAAACGAGAUGUUUCAAGUUGGGUGUGUGCAUGCCGCUGACGUCCUUCUGCAGCGACAAACUGAUCUUCACUCAAGCUAAAGACUGCCUGGAUGACGAGAAAUGCUGUAUCAUGACCGCAUAAAAAGAAUAUUCUACUAAAAAUACUAUUCUUAUACACAUCCUCAUAUUUUCGUUACAUACGACAUUCGAUAACACCACGACGGCAAAGCGUUGUCGUAUUCCAGUCGAAUGUUUGAGGAUGGACAAAAGUUUAAUAAAAUUCACAGCUGCACAAAAAACAUGGUCGAUUCUUAUUUUCCCGUUAAUGAAAAUGAAAUCAUUUGAGUAAAUAUGAGUAUUGUUAAGUUUGUUAUUUAAGAUCGACGCCACAUGAUGCAUUGCAUCGGGGCCAACGCCCCGAUGCAAUACAUGAGCGGUGACUCUGCGUUAUAUUAUCCGCUCACGCGAUGCGCUCAUCCUACCGCAAAAUGGCGGCUAUUUGGUUUCGCAAAUUAGAAAAGGAUUCAGUUUAAAUACAAGUUUUAAAAAAUAAAAACUAUUAUUCUGCA
This is a messenger RNA of Hyposmocoma kahamanoa, 813 nucleotides long. RefSeq lists its product as uncharacterized. NCBI's taxonomy places the organism in Eukaryota, Metazoa, Arthropoda, Insecta, Lepidoptera, Cosmopterigidae. The record is from RefSeq and is a predicted model, not a curated record. The annotation marks the transcript as partial. The transcript is spliced from 3 exons.